Molecule: messenger RNA, 754 nt
Organism: Prunus avium (sweet cherry)
Lineage: Eukaryota; Viridiplantae; Streptophyta; Magnoliopsida; Rosales; Rosaceae
Source: RefSeq, a predicted model, not a curated record
GCAAGGAGCAUGGAAGGCCAACCAUAUGGUUAUCAUAACUUGAUAUUCAGCUGGAUAGAUACUAUACAAGACAACUAUCCACCCCCUUUGGAUGCUCACGUGGUUGCUUCUGUUGUGACAGUUUGGAAUCACAUACAGCCUGCAUAUGCUGCGAACAUGUGGAAUGAAGCCUUGAACAAGAGACUUGGAACUCAGAACCUUAGUUUUCCAGAUAUUUUAGUUGAAGUUGAAAAGAGAGGAUCAUCUUUUGACGAACUACUGACAGUUCCCGAACGGGAUGAUUGGCUAUACAGUGAUGGGAAGUCAACAUCGUGUGUGGCCUUCAUUCUUGAAAUGUAUAAGGAGGCAGGACUGUUUGAUCCAAUUGCUAGCUCUAUCCAAGUCACUGAAUUUACGAUAAAAGAUGCUUACAUGCUGAAAUUCUUUGAAAAUAAUUCAAGCCGCCUGCCGAAGUGGUGCAAUGACGGGGACACCGUGAAUCUUCCUUUCUGUCAGAUUAAAGGGAAGUAUCGAAUGGAACUACCUAAAUACAACAGCAUGGAACCAUACUCCCAUAUGAAUGAAAGGUGCGAAUCACUGCCCCCAAAGUACUCCAGGUCACGGAAUUGCUAAGUCCACAAUUUGUAAUUGUUAGGCCUAUGGUUGAUGUCAUUCCAGUUUCUUCUGCUUUUAGUGUAGUUCUAUUGUUGGAUACAAAUGAAUGAAAGAUGGCGAAGCUGUAAAUACAUUCGGUAGUCAGGUACAACAGGAGGGC